ACAAGCAGUACUUAUUAGCAGCAGUCUCCCCCUACCGUCACUGCUUUACGGUCCGGCUGAGUGAAUGUGGAGUGGACGCGCUGCUGGGAGGACGCAGUACCGACAUUUGGUCUCGGACAGCCGGCCGGACACCUCUUCUUCGGAGAACGCUUUCAGUCGCCCACCAAGCCCCGGUCCGGUGUCGUUGUUUUGCCGCCCAGCAGAGCGAGAUCUGAGGGGAAGCAGACCAGACCUGCCCUCCCUGCCCGGAGAGGGAAUCACAACUACUGCUCCAGCCACACACGCCUUCUUCGCCUCCCAUCAUGCAGACCACCACUCUUCUCCUCCUCUCCCCAAUCUUCGUCCUGUCUCUCCUCAUCCCCACCUGCUCCACCCAGAGUGAGGCAGACCUCAUCGUCCAGACACGUACCGGUCGAGUCCGUGGUAUCCUCCUGCCAGUGCCGGACCGAAGCUACGUUACUUCUUUCCUGGGCAUCCCCUUUGCUGAGCCGCCAGUGGGGAAGCGGCGUUUCCGUCGUGCUGAGCCCAAACGUCCGUGGACAGGGGUGUACGAGGCCAACGUCUACCCCAACGCCUGCUACCAGUUUGUGGACACAUCAUUCCCUGGCUUCCAGGGCAGCGAGAUGUGGAACCCCAACAGGGAUAUGAGCGAGGACUGCCUGUACCUCAACGUCUGGGUGCCCUCCUCACCCAGACCACACAACCUCACCGUCAUGGUCUGGAUCUACGGUGGAGGGUUCUACAGUGGCUCUUCUUCUCUGGACGUGUACGACGGUCGUUACCUGGCUCACAGUGAGACGGUCAUUGUAGUCUCCAUGAACUACCGCAUCGGGGCCUUCGGCUUCCUCGCUCUGCAUGGUUCCUCUGAGGCCCCUGGCAACAUGGGUCUGCUGGACCAGAGGAUGGCACUGCAGUGGGUUCAAGACAACAUCCAUUUCUUUGGUGGAAACCCCAAACAGGUGACUAUCUUUGGGGAAAGUGCUGGUGGUGCCUCUGUAGGAUUCCACCUCUUGUCUCCAGACAGCCGGCCUACCUUCACCAGGGCCAUCCUCCAGAGUGGGGUCCCCAACUGCCCCUGGGCCUCAGUCAGCCCCGCCGAGGCCCGCAGACGGGCCACGCUGCUGGGGAAGCUGGUUGGCUGUAAUGGAGGAAAUGACACCGAACUGGUGGACUGUCUGCGCAGCAAAACUCCACAGGAGCUCAUUGACCAGGAGUGGCAGGUCCUGCCAUGGUCGGCCCUGUUCCGGUUCUCAUUUGUCCCCGUUGUGGACGGAGAGGUUCUGCCUGACACUCCCGAGGCCAUGCUCAGUUCGGGCAACUUCAAAGACACUCAGAUCCUCCUCGGGGUCAACCAGGACGAGGGCUCCUACUUCCUGCUGUACGGAGCGCCGGGCUUCAGCAAGGACAACGAGAGCCUGAUCUCCAGAGAGGACUUCCUGGAAGGUGUCAAGCUGAGCGUCCCACAUGCGAACGACAUCGGCCUGGAGGCGGUGGUCCUGCAGUACACCGACUGGUUGGACGAGAACAACAAGUUGAAGAACCGAGACGCCAUGGACGAUAUCGUGGGUGACCACAACGUCAUCUGCCCUCUGGCCCACUUUGCCCGCUCCUACGCCCAGCACAGCGCCCUGAAGGCCAACACGGGCGGAGCUGGGGUGGUGAACAGUGCAGGAAACUCACAAGGAGGGGUCUACCUGUACUUAUUUGACCACCGAGCCUCCAACCUGGCCUGGCCAGAGUGGAUGGGUGUGAUCCACGGCUAUGAGAUUGAGUUUGUCUUCGGCCUCCCGCUGGAGAAGAGACUCAACUACACCGUAGAGGAGGAGAAGCUGAGCCGACGCAUGAUGAGAUACUGGGCCAACUUUGCACAAACUGGAAAUCCCAAUGUGAACCAUGAGGGGCAGGCGGAGAGCAGGAGGCGAUGGCCUCUGUUCACCGUCAGUGACCAGAAACUCGUGGGACUCAACACUGAACCUUUGAGGGUCUACAAAGGUCUGAGGAACCAGAUGUGUGCUUUCUGGAACCGCUUCCUGCCACGCCUCCUCAACAUCACCGACAACAUCGACGAGGCGGAGCGUCAGUGGAAGGUGGAGUUCCACCGCUGGUCCUCCUACAUGAUGCACUGGAAGAGCCAGUUUGACCACUACAGCAAGCAGGAGCGCUGCACCGACCUCUGAGCGCCUCGGCAGAGAGCUGAGACCGACAGGGAGGGAGGGGGGAGGGGGUCCCUCCAUAGCCCCUCACUCAUGUCUGAGUUCACCUUCAUUUUUUAUUUUGAAUGUUUGUGUGUCGGCUCACAGACUCAGGCUCUGUGCAUCUUAUUUAUAUUAUUUAUACUAUUUAUUUAUGUUUGUUCUGAGUUUGUCUCAGUGGAAAUCAGGGCUAUGGAGGGAACUGGUCAUCAGUGUGGAGGAGGGUUAGAAACAAUGUGUCAUUACCUCGGGUAUUGGUGUGUGUGUGUGUGUGCGCGUGUAUGUGUGUGUGCGUGUGUGUGUGCGUGUGUGUGCGUGUGUGUGCGUGUGUGUGUGUGUGUGUGUUUAACUCAGACAGGCCCAUGACACUGCACCACUGCUGGUUCACUGUGUUCAGUUUCUCCUCUGAUUCCUUCUUUAUCAGGGUUUUAUUUUCUGGACUCAUCAACACUGUCUCUCAUUUGUGUCCAGACCUUCAGUCUCAUUCUUCUUCAUGACCACUAUCCUGACACCGUGACCUCUUUGUGUUGUGUAUCUCUCAGGUGGUGAAGCCAACAGCUGGUCUCCAUGGAAACAUUAGACUCUCCUCAGUGUUGGGAGAACGUUCAGUCUGCUGUAGAUGAUGAGACAUUCAGCCCAGUGACUGAUGUCUGAUCCAUGUUACAUUACAGACAGAAACAAGUCAUGUUCAUGUCCGUGGCCUCAUCAGCUCAGUUUAGAGUCACCUGAUCUCAGGUCAGAAACAGGAAGAGGGAAGAGAACUAUUCACUGAUGAUCUUUGAAAGUGUCAGAAUAAUAUAUUUAAUAAUAUCAUCUAAAAGUUACUGAGUGAGUUUAAAACAGAAAGAUCUGAGCAUCAUAGUGUCAGGUUUGACUCUUCACUUGGGUUACAAUUAACAGGUGUUUAAAUGAUCAAUGAAUCAAUUAAUCAUUUGAUUAUUGCGUCCAUAAAACGAGUAAAACCUGACGACAGAAGAUGGUUAGUUUGACUUCUCUGAAACUCAAAUGUUUCUUCAGUGAAAACAGAAAUGGUUAUUCAAUUAUUAAAAUCGUGAAUUUUCAUUCAGUCAACCAGUGGACUAAUCGUUAGCUCUUAGCUCUGUUAACAUUAGCCACCCAUUAUAAGUGUAUGAGUGUUGAACAAGGGAGUGGUUCAUUGUGUAUUUGUCAGAUGAAGAUGAUGUUCAUUCAUUUUUAAAGUCACAUAUUUUUAAAGCUGCUGAAGGUAAAAAUAUCUCAGUGUGGCGCCACCUGGUGGCAGCACUAAGAGCAACCAUGGUAAUGAUGAUGUAAUACUACUUCCUGUGUCACAUUAUCUCGACGUAAAUGAUUCCAGGUUUGUGUUUUAUUUUAUUUUGACAGUUUCUUACAUCAUAGUGAGUGAGUCAGUUUAUACAGGGAGAAACCAGGGUCAUAAAGUCUGGAUCAGAUCAGGAUCAGGACUGACACCGAGGUCAUGACCUCCUUCAAUUAAGAUUACACUAACGAACCCACGGUGAUGUCAGACUCUGGAACUGUACAUGUGACACAAACUAAUGAAGAAGUCAGUGUGUCAACACCUGAACUUGUUAUUAUUCAGUGUGUAUUAUUGUGUGUGUGUGUGUGUGUGUGUGUGUGUGUGUGUGUGUGUGUGUGUGUGUGUGUGUGUGUGUGUGUGUGUGUGUGUGUGUGUGUGUGUGUGUGUGUGUGUGUGUGUGUGUGUGUGUGUGUGUGUGUGUGUGUGUGUGUGUGUGUGUGUGUGUGUGAGAGAUCCACUCAGUGUCCUGUACAGCUGUGAUGCAUUUCAUUAACAUUUGUGUGUGUGUGUGACUGCUCUCUCUCUGUCCCAUCAUUUUUCUUCUUCUCUUUUCCUUCCAUCCUCCUUCUUCCUCUCUCUCACCCUCACCUCUGCUCCAUCCUCCCGUCCUCCUCCUGUGUCCUCCACUUCCUCCUCCAUCUGUUCCUCUCUCUCCCUCUCCUCUUCCUCCUCCUCCGUCCUCUUCCUCCUCCAUCUGUUCCUCUCCCUCCAUCACCGCCCUGUUGUCUGUCCUCUCUUCCUUCUCUCUGCUUCUCCUUCCUCCACCUCUUUAAUCUUCCUCUCCUCUCCGCCUAUCAUCAUCAUCUUGUCUCUAACCAACCUCCACCCACCCUCCUGUCUCUCCUCUCUUCCUUUCAUCCUUCCUCCAUACCUCUUUUUUCCUCUCCUUCCCUCCCUGCUUUAUCCCCCUCUCUCCUUCCACCUCAUCUAACUUUUCUCCUCUUCAUCAUCCCCCCCACCCCUCCACUGCUGCGUCCUGCUUUCUCGUUAGUCUAAUGGAGACAGAGUAAUUCACUCAGCAGCAGGAUAAUGUGACAGAGCGCUGGCUCAGCCUCCGGGCUGCCAGCCCCCAGGACACGAUGGAUGGAUGGAGGUGAAAAGGUAGAGAGAUGAGGAGAGGAGAAACAGAAGAGGAGGAGGAGGGAGGCGGUGAUGUGAUGGAAAGAUGAAAGGACAGUCAGAGAAAUACAUCAUUACAUAAGAGUCCGGAGAAAAACAGCUCUACUGUGGCUCUGAUGCAUGAAACUGUCCACGAGUCAUGAGACUCUCAGGAUGACUUUAAUUAUGAACCAUUUAUUAAUCAAUAAUCAACUCAGAUUCAUUUCAUCCCAGGAAAAGUAGAUUUUACCAAAAAUAAACCAGGAGCUAAAUGUUCCAUCCUCUACACCUGCAGACUGGACCUGUAGUUGUCAGACAUUAUUAUUGUGAUGGGUUUAGGAAACGUUCAGCCUGAUCCUGAUCCUGAUGAUCCUGAUCACCACAGAGUCCUAACACAUGAUGUUUGCUGUCUAAUGUAAUACAGAAUCAGUUCCCAACACUGUGACACAAGUUAUUAACCUCUGAAAACAAGAUCAUUCACUUCACAGGUUCUCAUUUUGUUCUCAUCAGAUCCACAUGAGAACAAGGUAAAGAGCUUGUUAUCAGCUGGUUCAUCACAUACACGAGUCAUAUUUUACUGAAGAAGCUAUUAUGUUGUAUAAAAGAUCAACAUGUUGUCGUCUUUGGAACAAGAUGUUUCACCUAACAGCUUCUCAUCUUUGUUUUCAUCAGAGCCAUAUGUUCUAUGUUCAGAUUAUCAGGUCUUUAUCUCCUGCUGUUUCACAUAUUCAACUCGUGGUAACUCGUCUUUAUGUUUCACCUCAUAAUAUUUCUCCUCUCAUGAUCUUAUUUUUCACAUUUCAUCAAGUCAGUUAUUUUCCUGUGAGAGGAAGACUCAUAUGUUGUCAGCACUAAAUAAUAAUUAAUAUGAAUAAUUAAUAAUACUUAAUAACACUGAAGGUCAUCCUCAGAUCUUUCAUUUACAUCAUCUGUGUGUGUGUGUGUGUGUGUGCGUGCGUGUGUCCGAGCGCGCGUAUGCGUGCCUGUGUGUGUGUGGGUACCUGUCUCUCAGACUCUGCUCUUCUGAUUUGAACAGUGGGCGGGAGCGGCGUCGGCUCUGAUCUCUGAUUGGCUGACGCUGGUCCCGGUCUCUGUUGGCAUGUGAAGCUCCUGUUUCUGGAUCUGGUCUCGUAGUGUCGCUUUAAAAGAACUAAAUAUGAAUAAAGGAUUGUACCUGAUGUCUAAAACUACCAGUGAAGAAUGCAUGUGACAGGCUGUGUGAGUGACAGCUCCUCCGGCUCCUCUCAUCCAAUGGGAGACCCUGCUUAAGCCCCGCCUCCCUCCCCAGCCCUCCUAUCAGACCCUUGUGCAUGCCCUGCAGUGGAACCUGUCCCAGUAUAACCUGCCAAACGUGGACUGUUAUUUCUGUAAGAUUUGUACUUUUGAACCAGACUAUUAUCACAGUGAGUCAUUUAUCUUUAAUGUUAGUACGCUGGAUGUUAGCAAUAACCUAAAUAAAAGCAGUAAAGGAAUAUAUUUGAUAUUUAAUACGACAUGAUUAAACAAUGAUCAUGGAUAGAGGUUGUGUUUUAAAGCAAUAUUAUUAUUCCCAGUAUAAACUAACUGAGUGCCAUAACUUCUUCUGUUUGUUCCAGUCUCUGUACGUGUUGAAGGCUUCUGUAGCUCCAGUUUGUCUCUGUGUAUCAUGAAUGCUGACUUGGUUAAGCUAUAGCAACAGAAAUAAAGAGCCUGCUGCUUC
Molecule: messenger RNA, 6286 nt
Organism: Seriola aureovittata
Lineage: Eukaryota; Metazoa; Chordata; Actinopteri; Carangiformes; Carangidae
Gene: ache
Product: acetylcholinesterase
Exons: 9
Coding region: 303-2177 (624 amino acids)
Biological process (GO): acetylcholine catabolic process; choline metabolic process
Cellular component (GO): plasma membrane
Molecular function (GO): acetylcholinesterase activity
Source: RefSeq, a predicted model, not a curated record